AGCUCACCUUUCGUGACCACGGGACACUGUCUCCCACAGAGAAGCUCACCUUUCGUGACCACGGGACACUGUCUCCCGCAGAGGAAGCUUACCUUUAAUGACCAUGGGACACUGUCUCCCACAGAGGAAGCUCACCUUUACUGACCACGGGACACUGUCUCCCACAGAGGAAGCUUACCUUUAAUGACCACGGGACACUGUCUCCCGCAGAGGAAGCUUACCUUUAAUGACCAUGGGACACUGUCUCCCACAGAGGAAGCUCACCUUUCAUGACCACGGGACACUGUCUCCCGCAGAGGAAGCUUACCUUUAAUGACCAUGGGACACUGUCUCCCACAGAGGAAGCUCACCUUUACUGACCACGGGACACUGUUUCCCACAGAGGAAGCUCACCUUUCAUGACCACGGGACACUGUCUCCCAUAGAGGAAACUCACUUUUCGUGACUCCAGGACACUGUCUCCCAUAGAGAAAGCUCUCAUUUCAUGACCACGGGGCACUGUCUCCCACAGAGGAAGCUCACCUUUCAUGACCACGGGACACUGUCUCCCACAGAGGAAGCUCACCUUUAAUGACCACGGGACACUGUCUCCCACAGAGGAAGUCUGGACUUCUGUUAACCAAUGAACUGUUGGAAAGGAAGACAGUAAAACCCCCAAACAACUUUGGCGAUGGAAAUGCAUUCAGACACUGGGAGAAGCUGGUAGUUUGCAAGAAGCCAGGAUGACAAGAACUUUUUAGAAUAACUGAAGGAAGAACCCUGUUAACAAAUGAGGUGCAUUAAUGCUCAGGCACAGCUACAUGAAGUGUUUUACACCUGCCCUGACCAUCUUGCCAAACGAGUCUCCACUCAUGAGACCCAACAGGAUGAACCAGCCAAGGAGGGACAGUGCUCUCCCCUGUAGGAACAGUGACUGCUGACGUCUGAGUGCAAGCUGGGGACUGCAUGUCGUCUGCCAGUACCAUGAAGGAAGUGGUUUAUUGGUCACCCAAGAAGGUGGCAGACUGGCUGCUGGAAAAUGCCAUGCCAGAAUACUGUGAAGCUCUGGAGCAUUUCACAGGCCAGGACUUGAUCAACCUAACCCUAGAGGAUUUCCAGAAACCCCCCCUGAGCCGAGUCUCGUCUGACAACGGGCAGCAGCUCUUGGACAUGAUAGAGACCCUGAAGAUGGAGCACCACAUGGAAGCACACAAGAAUGGCCAUGCCAAUGGGCACCUCAACGUUGGUGUCGACAUUCCUACCCCUGAUGACAGCUUCAGCAUCAAGAUUAAACCCAACGGGAUGCCAAAUGGGUAUAGGAAAGAGAUGAUCAAGAUCCCCAUGCCAGAGCCAGAGCGCACUCAGUACCCCAUGGAGUGGGGCAAGACUUUUCUGGCCUUUCUUUACGCACUUUCCUGUUUUAUUCUCACCACAGUGAUGAUCUCGGUCGUCCAUGAACGAGUACCUCCUAAGGAGGUGCAGCCUCCACUACCGGACACGUUUUUUGACCAUUUUAACCGGGUGCAGUGGGCCUUUUCUAUUUGCGAAAUUAACGGCAUGAUCCUUGUAGGACUCUGGUUAAUUCAAUGGCUGCUCUUAAAAUACAAGUCUAUUAUUAGCAGAAGAUUUUUCUGCAUAGUUGGCACGCUGUACCUGUAUCGGUGUAUUACAAUGUAUGUAACUACACUCCCAGUACCUGGUAUGCAUUUCAACUGUUCUCCGAAGCUGUUUGGAGACUGGGAAGCCCAAGUACGGAGAAUAAUGAAACUCAUUGCUGGAGGUGGCUUGUCUAUCACUGGCUCUCACAACAUGUGUGGGGACUACCUGUACAGUGGCCACACAGUCAUGCUAACACUCACCUACUUAUUUAUCAAAGAGUAUUCCCCUCGGCGACUGUGGUGGUACCACUGGCUUUGCUGGCUUCUCAGCAUCGUUGGAAUCUUCUGCAUUCUCUUGGCGCAUGACCACUACACUGUGGACGUGGUGGUGGCGUAUUACAUCACCACGAGGCUCUUCUGGUGGUAUCACACUAUGGCCAAUCAGCAAGUGCUAAAGGAAGCUUCCCAGAUGAACCUCCUGGCCAGGGUGUGGUGGUAUAGGCCAUUUCAGUACUUUGAAAAGAAUGUCCAAGGAAUUGUACCUCGAUCUUACCAUUGGCCCUUCCCCUGGCCUGUGGUCCACCUCGGUAGACAAGUUAAAUACAGCCGCUUGGUGAACGACACUUAACAGCUGUACAAAGUUGGGGAAAGAGGAGCUGUCCGAAGUGCUAAGAACUCCAUGAGAGAAGAUGCCAUAAACAAACACCUCCCUAAUGCUAUUAUCUUUCAACAGUUACCUUGACUUAACCUAUUGAGUUACCUGGUCAGCACUGUGAUCUAUUUUUCUCUCCAAAGGACCUGCGUUGGACAACAAUAAAGAAAAUUUAACCUAUCAUGCACUGUACACAUUUCCUGUUCUUGAGUUUGGGAUUUAUAUAACCCACAACCACCAUGUUCCUUUGUGUAUGAUUCAACAGCAUAAAUGUAAGCUUUUAUAUCAUAAGUUCUGGUUUUUCCAGUCAUAUCUGGAAAUGAAGUGUGUUAUUUUCUUGGGAAAACAUACUUUUCAUAUCUCUUGCCCCAAAGAUAGGGCUGUAAGCCAUUUUCUAGCAAAUGUCUCUAUGAGGGUUAUUAAGUAUCUGAAUGGGGUUUGAUUCUGAAAUCUUUCUACCUGUUGCACCGAUACUCAAAAUGACAGACACAGAGAGGUUUGAUAACUUUGGGUUUUAUAAAAAUCAGCAGAGACAGUGUAUCAAAAAGUGCAAAAAAAACAGAGAUUCUGUUAUAAAGUGAUUUUCUAAGUAUUUCCUAACUUUAUUUUUCAAAAUGAUGUUAUGAAAACCAAAUUUGAAGAUUUUUACAUGUCAAAGAGAAGAGAGUUAAAUUUAAAAAUGUUUCUUGGGAGAGAAAUUUGUCUAUGUUCCUAGUGCCUUUCUUGUCUUGAUUGUAUGGUCAGUAGGCAAUCUUAAUUGUUUUUAUUUAAAAUAAAGUAUUCCGUGUAUGUAUACACUACUAAAUUUUGCAUUUAUAUCUAAAUUAAAUCAGAAGACUGCUUAUGGUUUUAAAAUUGUUUUGAACUAAUGGAGGUAUUAAUCAGAGGGAGAGCUUGCUCACAUAUUGUGAGCAGGUGGCAGUGAUAUGUGUACCACUUAAAUUAUUUCAUUGUCUAUUUGGUAGUUCAGUUUUAACUACUCACUGACAACAGCCAUGAAUAUCUUUUUUAAAGAGAGUUUUGAAAACGAUCACAUAUCUAAAACUUGAAAGCUACAAAUUAGUUAUCCAUACUCUCAUGACAAUUUUGUUGGUAAACAACAAAAAAGUUCUAUUUAAAAUCUAUUUGUGCAGAAACUGCAUGUAACUCUUAAGUUUUACUCCUAGCAUACGAUGUUUGGGGAAGUAUUCUAUUCUAUACUUGCCAACACAGAGAACAAAAUGGUUUUUUAGGAAUGAGAAGUAUAUAUAUCCAUCCUGUCCUAUGUGCAGCAGAAUUGUCUUCUGUGGGUCUGUGUGUGUUCACGAGGUGAUAUUUGUAUCGUAAACAAUAAUGGUGAAGGAAAUAAAAAGGCUUUUAAAUUUUU
This is a messenger RNA of Jaculus jaculus (lesser Egyptian jerboa), 3595 nucleotides long. It is a transcript of the gene Sgms1, whose product is annotated as sphingomyelin synthase 1. The transcript is spliced from 7 exons. Gene Ontology annotation, molecular function: sphingomyelin synthase activity; protein binding; ceramide cholinephosphotransferase activity. The record is from RefSeq and is a predicted model, not a curated record. The coding region runs from base 946 to 2205 and encodes 419 amino acids. Gene Ontology annotation, biological process: ceramide biosynthetic process; sphingomyelin biosynthetic process. Gene Ontology annotation, cellular component: endoplasmic reticulum membrane; Golgi membrane. Lineage: Eukaryota; Metazoa; Chordata; Mammalia; Rodentia; Dipodidae.